CAGAAAGCAAGAGGAAAACGUCCAUUACAAAAAUGUCAGAGAAUUUGGAGAAAAAUGAGACUACAGCGACAAUGCAAGGGCUGCCAAGUGUGGACUCUCACAAUUUGGAAGCUGGCAGACUCUCCUUUGCACAGAGCCAUUCCUUCAAGGUGCAUUGGAGGAAGAUGAUGAGUUUGGCAUUUCAGAGUCUUGGAGUGGUGUAUGGAGACCUUGGGACAUCUCCGCUAUAUGUAUUUUCCAACACAUUCCCUAAUGGAAUUGGCAACACAGAAGACAUUCUUGGGGUUCUUUCCCUCAUCAUCUACUCCAUUGUUCUCUUGCCCUUCAUCAAGUAUACCUUCAUUGUGUUGAGGGCAAAUGAAAAAGGGGAAGGGGGAACAUUCGCUCUCUAUUCCAUAAUAUGCCGUAAUGCAAAGGUCAGCUUAAUUCCAGAUGAUCUCCAGGCGGAGGAUAUUGAGGUGUCUCCACCAUCUAACCAGUUGAGACGCACCUCUAUGAUAAAAAAGAAGCUUGAGAACAGUAGGACUGCAAAAUUUCUGCUUUUCAUUGUCAGCAUCAUGGGAACUUCCAUGGUAAUUGGAGAUGGGGUUCUUACUCCAAGUGUCUCAGUUCUAUCUGCAAUGAGUGGCAUCAAGUCCCAGGAUGCAGUUGUGGGAGUGUCAGUUGUAAUUCUGAUCAUUCUCUUCUCAGUUCAACAAUUUGGCACUGAUAAAGUGGGGACCUCAUUUGCCCCAAUCAUCUGCUUGUGGUUUACCCUCAUCACUGGAAUUGGUUUGUAUAACCUUAUCACGCAUGGGUCUGGUGUGUUGUGUGCAUUUAAUCCGAUUUACAUUGUCCAUUUCUUUAAAAGAAACGGCAAGCAAGGAUGGAUUUCUCUUGGUGGAGUGGUUCUUUGCCUUACAGGGACAGAAGCAAUGUUUGCUGAUCUUGGUCACUUCGAUGUUCAAGCAAUUCAAAUCAGUUUCUCUGGAAUUGUCUUGCCUGCCUUACUUACUGCAUAUAGUGGACAAGCUGCUUAUCUUACAAAACACCCCUACGAUGUAAUUGAUGCUUUCUACAAAUCAGUGCCAAGACCAUUAUACUGGCCAACAUUCUUGAUUGCUGUUUUUUCUGCCAUCAUUGCAAGCCAAGCUAUGAUAUCAGGAGUAUUUUCAAUUAUAUCUCAAUCCUUAAGUCUGGGAUGUUUCCCAAGAGUUAAGGUAAUUCAUACCUCUGCCAAGUAUGAAGGCCAGGUUUAUAUACCCGUGAUCAACUACAUGCUAAUGGUUGCUUGCAUUGUAGUCACUAUCUGCUUCAAAACCACAGAAAAGAUCAGCUAUGCAUUUGGAAUUGCAGUUGUUGCUGUAAUGUUGAUCACAACAUGCAUGGUUACUCUUAUCAUGCUUGUUACUUGGAAGACAAGCAUUUUCUGGAUUGCUCUCUUCUUUGUGACUUUUGGCACCAUAGAGGCUGUAUAUUUCUCAUCUGUCCUGUACAAGUUCAUAGAAGGUGGCUACCUUCCACUGGCCUUCUCCUUCUUCCUAAUGACAGUUAUGGGGACAUGGCAUCAUGUGCACCGAAAAAGAAUCAUGUUUGAGCUGAAGAACAAGGUCUCCGGUGAAUUCAUUAGACAAUUAGCAGCAAAUCCAGGAAUAAACAGGGUGCCGGGAUUGGGGCUUUUUUACUCUGAGCUUGUCCAGGGAAUACCUCCUGUGUUUCCUCAUUUUAUUGCUAAUUUCCACUCCAUCCAUUCUGUUCUAGUGUUUGUCUCAAUCAAGAAAGUUCCUAUUAGCAAAGUUGCGUGGGAAGAUAGGUUUCUAUUUAGACUGGUGGAGCCAAAAGAACACUGGAUGUUUCACUGUGAGGUGAGAUGUGGCUAUAAAGAUUUGAUGGAACAACCUGAGAAGUUCGAGAAACAGUUGGUGGAACACUUAAAGAAAUUCAUCCACAGUUCAUGUUGUCAAAUCAACUCCGAACUGGCUGCCCAUAGAGCUGAACAGGAAAUGCAGUUUGUGCAGAAAGCAAUGGAGGAAGGAGUGGUCUAUCUCUUAGGAGAGGCAGAAGUGAUUGCCAAGAAAAAUUCAUCCUUGUUCAAGAAGAUAGUUGUGAACUAUCUGUACAACAUUCUGAGCAAAAACUUCUGGCAAGGCGAAAAUGUAUUGGUAAUCCCACAUAGCAGGCUUCUUAAGGUUGGAAUGACAUGUGAGAUUUGAGUAAGCUUGUAAAAGGAAGCAGGAUGGCUACUAAAUAAAACGUAUUUGUGGCUAUUUACUUACGGUACAUACAGGAGUGUCUCUAAGAUAUUUUAGUGUUAAUUCUUUGUGCCUUUCAAUUGUUGGAACAUAGUUUAGCUUCUAUGGAAUUACAAACAAAAGUGAGGUCAUUUAUUCAAGGCAAUAGGAGUAAGAAACAAUUAGAAAUGACAAACACAAAUAUGCCAAAUUUUGUGAUGGGAAUCCCACUAGCUGGAUCAUGGAAGGCGGUAAGGUAUGGAAGGCAAAACUUGUCUCGUCGUAUGGAUAUCUCCUUUGGCAUUCUUUUCCAUGAAUCCUUUCAAUUUGUUUGAGACUCUUUUGGCUGUAUUAAACAGCUUCCAACUAA
This is a messenger RNA of Rubroshorea leprosula, 2580 nucleotides long. NCBI's taxonomy places the organism in Eukaryota, Viridiplantae, Streptophyta, Magnoliopsida, Malvales, Dipterocarpaceae. The record is from the annotation of a GenBank genome assembly.